AUGGAGAAGAGGACUUGGCACCUCCUGCAGGACUCCCGGUCCUGUGAGAAGGGUCCUCCAUCAGCCCGUGUUUGUCUGUCUUUUCUAGUGCCGCCAUACACCAUUGUCUACUUCCCGUCUCGAGGGCGCUGCGAGGCCAUGCGCAUGCUGCUGGCUGACCAGGGCCAGAGCUGGAAGGAGGAGGUGGUGACCAAGGAGACUUGGAUGCAGGGACAGCUCAAGGCCUCUUGUCUGUAUGGGCAGCUUCCCAAGUUCCAGGACGGAGACCUCAGCCUGUACCAGUCCAACGCCAUCCUACGGCACCUGGGCCGCUCCCUGGGGCUGUACGGCAAAGACACGCGGGAGGCGGCCCUGGUGGACAUGGUGAAUGACGGUGUGGAGGACUUGCGUCGGCGCUGUGCCCACCUCAUCCACCAUAACUACGAGGAGGGCAAGGCCCAGUAUGUGCAGGAGCUGCCCGGCCACCUGCAGCCCUUCGAGACCCUGCUGGCCCAGAACCAGGGGGGCCAGGCCUUCAUUGUGGGUGACCAGAUCUCCUUCGCCGACUACAACCUGCUGGACUUCCUCAUGGCCCACCAGGUCCUGGUCCCCAGCUGCCUGGAUACCCUGCCCCUGCUCUCGGCCUACGUGGCACGGCUCAGCGCCCGGCCCAAGCUCAAGGCCUUCCUGGCCUCCCCGGAGCACAUCAACCGCCCCAUCUUCGGAGGCAGGAAGAUCUGAGACCGUCCUGGUCUCCAGCUU
Molecule: messenger RNA, 741 nt
Organism: Echinops telfairi (small Madagascar hedgehog)
Lineage: Eukaryota; Metazoa; Chordata; Mammalia; Afrosoricida; Tenrecidae
Product: glutathione S-transferase P-like
Exons: 7
Coding region: 1-720 (239 amino acids)
Biological process (GO): glutathione metabolic process
Cellular component (GO): cytosol
Molecular function (GO): glutathione transferase activity
Source: RefSeq, a predicted model, not a curated record